UACUUCAGAUGAGCUUAUCCAAAAAGGCUCCAAAUUCCUCAAUCCCUUGUCAGUUGUCUCUCUCUCCUAUUUCUGUUUUCUUUGCAAAACAAAGGAAAACAAGACAAGGAGCGGAAAUCCAAAAGAAAAUGUCGGAACCCCUCUUCAUUUCACACACCGUUGCUGCUUCACUCAAGCACAAACUUCAACUUCCAAAACCCAGAAACUAUAUAAUAAACCCAUGGAUGAAUUGCAGUUCAGUUCGACUCACAACUAAAUGUUGUGGCAAAGUCAAUAAUAGAUGGUCCCUUAAUGGCAUGAAUGCUCUUGUCACUGUUGGCACUCGAGGCAUUGGGCAUGCAAUUGUGGAGGAAUUGUGUGGAUUAGGAGCUACUGUGCAUACGUGUGCACGGAAUGAAGAUGAGCUUGGGACAUGUUUGAGGAGCUGGAAAGAUGAGGGCUUUGCAGUGUCUGGCUCCUUAUGUGAUGUGUCUUCUCAAGUUGAUCGCCAGAAGUUAAUGGAAGUUGUUUCUUCUACAUUCGACGGGAGGCUCAAUAUUCUUAUAAACAACGUGGGGACCAAUAUUCGCAAAGCUAUGGUGGAUUUUACAGCUGAAGAGUUUUCCACUCUCAUGGGAACAAAUUUUGAAUCUGUCUUCCAUCUGUCUCAGUUGGCUUAUCCCCUUCUGAAAGAAUCUGGAGCUGGAAGUGUUGUGUUCACUUCUUCUGUCUCAGGUUUUAUCUCAUUGAAAUCUAUGUCUGUACAAGGAGCAACAAAAGGAGCAAUUAAUCAACUUACAAAAUAUUUGGCAUGUGAGUGGGCUAAAGACAACAUCAGGAGUAAUGCUGUUGCACCUUGGUACAUCAAAACAUCCAUGGUGGAACAAGUGCUGAGUAACAAAGAGUAUUUGCAAGAAGUAUAUGACCGGACUCCACUUGGGCGUCUGGGAGAACCAUCCGAGGUUUCAUCUCUUGUGGGAUUCCUUUGUCUUCCUGCAUCUUCGUACAUCACUGGCCAGAUAAUCUGUGUUGACGGUGGAAUGUCUGUAAAUGGCUUUUACCCUCACCAUGGCUAGAGGAAUAGAGCCUCUAGGUAUGUAGUAUCACAACAUUUCAUAGGAAAAUUUUGUCCAAAUGCAUUAAAUGCAUCGUUGGCUGGACCUUCCAUUGUGUUGGAAAAAGUUUUUUUGGAAGAUCAAUUUUUGACUGUUGGCUCAUUGACUAGUGGUAGCUUAGGAAUUAAAUUACUAUUUAGGUAAUCUUAACCUUAGUGCUCGUUCAUUUUGGCAAUAUGAGCAUUCAAACCAACUGGUUGAGCAGGCUAAAAGUACUAUAUCAUUUCGUCCCAUUUUUCCAAUGCA
Messenger RNA from Nicotiana tabacum (common tobacco), 1340 nucleotides. Its product is annotated as tropinone reductase homolog At5g06060. The record is from RefSeq and is a predicted model, not a curated record. Lineage: Eukaryota; Viridiplantae; Streptophyta; Magnoliopsida; Solanales; Solanaceae. Gene Ontology annotation, molecular function: oxidoreductase activity.